GAGGCAAUAAUUUGAGGACAUUUCAGAUGGCGCAUCCUGUCUAUAAUUUUAACUUUAGACGCCGUGUGUAUGUAUAGGACACAUAUACAAAGUCUUUACAAAAUUUGUUAUUGAAAUCAAAUCUUAUAUUCUAUAUACAGAUAAGUAGUGAUUAGUCGUACACAAUCUUAUUAUUUCGUUCUAUUGCGCGACAUGUUUGAUGUUCGUUACGCGUAUUAUUCCUUUAUAUUAUGUAUUAUGUUAACGACUUUGGGAGAUCUCAAAAAAUGUCGUGCGUAAUUGUAAAAGCUUCGUCAGAUUUAUAUUGGAAUCAAUAUCGACUAGCUAGGGUUUCUUAUCAUUAAUGUGAUAAAGCUUAUUUGUUUCUCUCAUUGGUAUGGAGCCAGGUGCUAAAGUUCCUUUGCCAUUAGAACCUAUAAAAUCAAAUCAGGUAGAAGAUAGAAGAUUAUGGGUGGGUAACCUAGAUCUAAGGAUUAAUGAGUACCAACUCCUGAAACUCGUCCAAAAACAUGGAACAAUCGAAAAGUUCGACCUGCUAUUUCAUCGGUCAGGUCCACAAGCUGGUCAACCAAGGGGAUAUGCAUUUGUUACUUAUAAAAAGAUAGAAGAUGCUGAAGCAGCAAAAGAUGCUUUACAUAAUCUAAAAGUAGGUGCUAAAAAUAUAGUAGUAAGAUGGGCUCAUAGUGUCACAGAGCCUGACAUAGAAAAACCAAAGCCAAAAAUAGAUAUACCUGCCUUAGCAGGUGCAAAAAAAGAAGAUAAAAAAAUAAGUCGUGAGACUGCUAUCCAGGCAAUAGAAGCAAAACUCAAAUUAAUGAAAGAAUCAGAAGAAGAAUUUGAAUUGAACAAACCUUUGGAUGGAUCUCCUAUCAUACAUCUAUAUCAGAGAACAGAAAAUCAAAAACCGUCCACAUCUACACGCCAUCAUAAUCGUGGAAACCAUCACCACAAUAACAAGCCAUAUAAUCGUUAUAAGCCAAGAAGAUAACUCAAAUUGUCUAUCCACAUUUUUCAUAAACAACAUAUUUUGAGUGAUCAUUUGAAGAGAAAUACAAUAUGGAAUCCUUUUCAUGUCAUUAUUAUCAUUGAUAUUUAUAUCAUUUAUAUUUAUAAAAGCAUAGUAUUAUAAAAUUGCUGAUUCUUCUCUUGCGUGUGUAUGUGUGCGUGCGUAAAUGAUUCCUAUAUGGUGCAGACAAAUGUAAAGCACCAAAAAUAUAACUAUUUUAAUUCAUUGAUAAUGCUAUGCUUGAUAUGUAUGUACAUGACGUACGUGUAUUUUCAUAAUAUAUUGUAUCAACAUUUUUUGAUAAUAAACAAAAACAUGUAAUAAACUUUAAGAAU
Vespa velutina is the source of this 1341-nucleotide messenger RNA. RefSeq names its product probable RNA-binding protein 18. NCBI's taxonomy places the organism in Eukaryota, Metazoa, Arthropoda, Insecta, Hymenoptera, Vespidae. The transcript is spliced from 6 exons. The record is from RefSeq and is a predicted model, not a curated record. Gene Ontology annotation, molecular function: RNA binding. The coding region runs from base 377 to 988 and encodes 203 amino acids.